Messenger RNA from Gordionus sp. m RMFG-2023, 1984 nucleotides. RefSeq names its product excitatory amino acid transporter-like. The coding region runs from base 99 to 1850 and encodes 583 amino acids. NCBI's taxonomy places the organism in Eukaryota, Metazoa, Nematomorpha, Gordioida, Chordodea, Parachordodidae. Gene Ontology annotation, biological process: L-glutamate import across plasma membrane; L-aspartate transmembrane transport. Gene Ontology annotation, cellular component: plasma membrane. The record is from RefSeq and is a predicted model, not a curated record. Gene Ontology annotation, molecular function: glutamate:sodium symporter activity; neutral L-amino acid transmembrane transporter activity; L-glutamate transmembrane transporter activity. The transcript is spliced from 9 exons.
UCCUACACGACGGGAAAAGUCUUUAACCAACUGACUCGAAGCUGAUUCAUCUAAAUCCUGUGGAAGAAGAUUAUCGAAAUACUACCUCAAAAUAUAAAAUGAUCGAUAAAGAUAUGGUCCAAAAUAAUGGCGGUGAAUUUGACCUCAAUUCAAUGCAAAAAUUUUCUAAGGUCAACAAAUCUUUUAAUAAUACUUCCAAGUUGGUAGAAUGGCUCAAUAAAAAUGUCUUGUUAGUGUUAACCAUUGCCGCUGUUUUCGCUGGCCUACUGCUAGGUGUAAUUGUUCGCGGAUUCAAGCCAAAUCUACUGACUAUAACAUUAAUAACAUUCCCAGGAGAUUUGCUGAUGGGAAUGUUGAAAAUGAUUAUUUUACCUCUCAUAAUUUCUAGUCUGAUUUCGGGCCUAUCUCAACUGGAUGCCAAAUCAAGUGGCAAAGUAGGUUAUCGAGCAUUGGUUUACUACAUAUCUACGACAAUAAUGGCGGUCGUUCUGGGAAUAAUCUUAGUUGUUAUAAUACAUCCCGGCAAUCCUGAUAUUAAAAAACAUUUGGCCACCGAGGAGGAAACAACUGAACCUCCAUCUUCUUUAGACGCCUUUAUGGAUCUCAUCAGAAAUAUGUUUCCCGAAAACUUGAUCAAAUCCUGUUUUCAAAGUAUAGGCACGGUCUAUAAAAAUGUAACAGUCAAUACUCCUCAAGUUAUCGCGAGCAACCCUUCACACACUCUUCCAAUUUUGUCAGGAAACGCAUCGAAUCAUUCAAACUCUCACGUUGUUUUACAGAGGGGAUUGGAAUACAAUAACAAUAUGAAUGUUCUAGGAAUCAUAACAUUUUCAACCGCUUUCGGUAUAAUAGUAGGACAGAUGGGAGAAAAGGCUGGCAUCAUGAUAGAAUUUGUUAACGUGUUAAAUGAUAUCAUCAUGAGACUCGUUUACUUGAUUAUGUGGUACUCACCUUUAGGUAUUAUGUGUUUGAUAGCCGGUAAAAUUCUGUCCAUUGAAAACAUAGCACAAUUAGUGGAACAGUUGGGAAUGUAUAUGGUAACCGUUAUAACCGGUCUGGCCAUACAUGCUUUGAUAGUUUUACCUUUAUUGUAUUUUGGUUUGACCAGAAAAAAUCCUUACAUUUUCAUGAGAGGAAUGUUGCAAGCCUGGGUCACCGCCUUGGGAACUUCUUCAAGCUCUGCAACUUUACCCAUAACUUUUAAAUGUCUGGAAGAAAUUAACAAAGUAGAUAAAAGAGUCACCAGAUUUGUGUUACCCGUUGGCGCCACUAUAAAUAUGGAUGGAACGGCUCUUUAUGAAGCAGUAGCGGCAUUGUUUAUAGCUCAAAUAAAUGGGAUUAAACUAAAUGCCGCACAAAUUAUUACAGUUAGCUUAACAGCAACCAUAGCAAGUAUAGGCGCGGCAAGUGUACCGAGUGCAGGUUUGGUUACUAUGUUAUUAGUUUUAUCAUCCGUAGGACUACCGACUAAAGACAUUAGUCUAAUAGUUGCUGUGGAUUGGUUACUAGAUCGCAUAAGAACGUCUGUAAAUGUGUUGGGCGAUGGUAUAGGAGCCGGUAUAGUCGAUCACCUAAGUCGCGCCGAGUUAGAUAAGAUCGAUGCAGAACAUACUUUAAUGAAUUCUUCUUUUAAAGAAGAUAGGGAUAGUUACGAAUCAGGUAAUAAAAACCAUUUAGAGAUGAUACAUCUCGACCCAGGACAUAUUAAUCAUGAGAAAAAUGAGAACGGAAAUUCGUCAAAGUUUUCUCACGAUCGAUUUAGCACUCCUCAAAUGUCUAAAAGCCUUAUUUCUAUCCCUGAUGAGCAUUUGACUGUUCCAAAUAAGCGAUUCGAUGAUUCAAUAAUAUAGACCAAGGUGGUGAUAGAUUGUAGAAACUCAAAACUUUAAUUGUAUUUAAUUAUUUUAGAAGUUUAAUUAUUGAAUAUCCAACUCUUCUAGUAAAUUACUAAGAUUGGAAGAUGAUGUAUAAUUUAGAAAAAUAG